CUAGAGUUUAAUAAAAAAAAUAACAAUAAAUACAAUUUAGUCUAAUUAGUUAUAAUGCACGGAAUUUGAAAUGAGACAGUUCCUAUCCAUGUUUUUUCCUUUAUAUAUUUUGUAGAUAUGGUGUAUAAUCUCGUAUAAAGAAAUCGAUCUAGGAUUAAAGGUGGUGGAGGCUUGUAGAUAUGGUGUAUAAUCUCGUAUAAAGAAAUCGAUCUAGGAUUAAAGGUGGUGGAUGCUUGUAGUAUGGGCAACCAUAUGGCCACGCAAGCAAGCAUUGACAUUUUAAUUAGAAUAAUUCAAAAAAGAUUCUUACUAUUUAUGAGACAUUUGUUGUGCACAGAUUUUUGUUUAACGUCCACUCCUCCCCCAACAACACAUCAUCUUCUUCUCGUUGCUCCUUCAAUCCUUCAAGGAAAAGGAUAAUAACUAACCCAAUAAACAAUGGGGAAAUAAAAUAGGCCAUAUAUUUUCAAGUAUAUUUUUUUACAGAUGGAGAUGACUUGGCCUGGAGAAUGUUUCCCCAAUAAAAUGCAGCCUCUUGUGCCUUGAUUGCUUCUUCACUGGAAACCCAGCAGCCAGCACCUCCCAAAAGAGAAGCAAAUAAAAACUUUACAAAGUUCAAAGCUUUUCUCUCCUUUUGUUUGUUUUUCUGCUAAAUAUUACAACUUUCCCUCCUCUAAUGGCUAUCCCAGUUGUUGAUUUCUCCAAGGUUGGCAAUGGUGCUAGCGCUGAGGAAAGGGCUGCAAACAUGGCUCUCAUUGCCAAGUACUGCGAGGAGUGGGGCUUCUUUCAGCUGGCCAACCAUGGAAUCUCAGAGGAGCUCCUUGAAAGGGUGAAGAAGGUUUGCACAGAGUUCUUUAAGCUGGAAAGGGAGCAAAAUUUCAAGCAAUCGCCAUUGUUCAAAUCCUUGAGUGAUUUGCCUGAUGGCCAAAUGCUGGAGAAUGUUGACUGGGAAGAUGUCAUCACACUUCUUGACCACAAUGAAUGGCCUUCACAGACCCCUGGAUUCAAGGAGACAAUGACAGAGUACAGGGCAGAGCUGAGGAAACUUGCAGAUCAAGUAAUGGAAGUGAUGGACGAGAACUUAGGGCUACCAAAAGGGUACAUCAAGAAUGCAUUCAACAGCGGUAAUGGAGAAGAAGAAGCCUUCUUUGGGACAAAAGUGAGCCACUACCCACCAUGCCCCAAGCCAGAGCAGGUGACCGGGCUGAGGGCCCACACCGAUGCAGGCGGGGUUGUGAUGCUGUUCCAGGACGACGUCGUUGGAGGGCUCGAGGUGCUGAAGGACGGGGAGUGGUUCGACGUGCAGCCAAUGAAGAACAGCAUUGUGAUCAACACCGGGGAUCAGAUUGAGGUGCUGAGCAAUGGCAAGUACAAGAGCGCCUGGCAUCGUGUUCAGGCGAAGCCCGAUGGCAACAGGAGGUCGAUCGCCUCGUUCUAUAAUCCGUCGAUGAAGGCCACCAUUGCUCCGGCUCAACAGCUUGUGGGGGAGGAGAAGGGAGUUGAGGCUUUUGGGUACCCUAAGUUUGUGUUUGGGGAUUAUAUGUCUGUUUAUGCAGAGCAGAAGUUUGAACCCAAGGAGCCGAGGUUUCAGGCUGUGAGGGCCAUGUGAUUAUGUGGUUUCCAAUUCCAACUCUAUGAGUUGGGUUUCCCUUUCCUUUUCUCCCCUUUUUCUUUUGCUUUUCUCUGAACAAUACAUAAUGUGUUGGGAGAAAUGAAGUGGGUUAUCUGUGUCUGUGUGUGUGUGUGUUUGUGGGUUUAGAUUUGCCUAUUAUGUAUUGUUUGGCUUUGAGAUGGAAAUGGAGGGAGUAAAUGCAUUAUCCAUACAUGAACUUGGUUAGCUUUGUACUAUACAAUAUAUAUAUGUCAUGUUGUGAUGGAGAACUACUAUUAUAAAGACUGAAUCUUCUG
Molecule: messenger RNA, 1908 nt
Organism: Linum trigynum
Lineage: Eukaryota; Viridiplantae; Streptophyta; Magnoliopsida; Malpighiales; Linaceae
Source: the annotation of a GenBank genome assembly